AUGGUGUAUAUGAAACUGGCUGCAUUGGCACCCUUAUUAUUUUCUGCUGAAGCUUUUGUGCUUCCAGGCUUGUUCCAACAAGAGUUUGCUACCCCUGAAUUGCAACAAUUCCUAGAAGUAAAUGGAGAAUUGACUCCUCAGGUUAUUAAGGAAUCUCUAGACGCUAACUUCUGGAAACCUCAUGUUCCAUACUUCUUAAAGCCUUUAGUUGAAACUGAGAAAUUACAAGAAAAGAUUCAAUUGGAAGAUUUGAAUACUACUGCUCAAGACUUGUAUGAACUGGCUAAGAAAUCUAGAAAGAAAUAUGGUCAUCCAACUCGUGUCAUUGGUUCUCCAGGUCACUGGGCUACCAUUGAUUAUAUCUUGGAGGCUUUAGAUGGUAUGUCUGAUUAUUAUAACUAUACUCUACAAGAAUUUGAUGCUUUGUCAGGUAAAGUUAAUUCCUUUAACUUAACCGAUGCUAAGACUGGUAUCAGUUUCCCAAAUUCUACUGCUUUUUCUUUAUCUCCUCCUGUUAAACCAUUCGUUGGUGAAUUAAUUGAAAUCCCAAAUUUGGGUUGUAAUGAAGCUGAUUACAAAUCCUUGGAAAUAUUCCAUGGUGAACAAUUAGAAGAUAACAGCGUAAAGAAGAUCGCAUUGAUCGAAAGAGGUAAAUGUCCAUUCGGUGUUAAGAGUAAUCUAGCUGGUAAAUACGGGUUCCAUGCUGCCGUCAUUUAUGAUAAUGAACCAGAAAAUGGCGGUGAGGGACUUCAUGGUACAUUAGGUGAACCUACUAAUACUACUAUUUCCACGAUUGGUGUCUCUUAUGAUGUUGGUGUCUUAUUGGUGACAAAUAUUGAAAUAACAAAACAUUAUUCUGUUAAGUUUGCCAUGGAUUCCACUGUCAGUAAUAUUAAGACUAAAAAUAUUAUUGCUGAUACUAAACAUGGUGACCCAGAAAAUAUUGUCGCACUUGGUGCUCAUUCUGAUUCUGUUGAAGAAGGUCCAGGUAUCAAUGAUGAUGGUUCUGGUACUAUUUCUUUAUUGACUGUUGCCAAACAAUUGACCCAUUUCAAGAUUAAUAACAAAGUUCGUUUUGCUUGGUGGUCUGCUGAAGAAGAAGGUUUAUUAGGUUCGAAUUACUAUGCAUACAAUCUAACUCAAGAAGAAAAUAAUAAGAUUAGAGUCUUUAUGGAUUAUGAUAUGAUGGCUUCACCGAAUUAUGAAUAUGAAAUUUACGAUGCUAAUAAUAAAGAUCAUCCAAAGGGUUCUGAAGAAUUGAAAAAAUUGUACAUUGAUUUCUACAAACAUAACAAAUUAAACUAUACUUUGAUUCCAUUUGAUGGUAGAUCUGAUUAUGUUGGAUUCAUUGAAAAUGGUAUCCCAGCUGGUGGUAUUGCAGCAGGUGCUGAAAAGAAUAACGUUUGGAAUGGUCAAGUCUUAGAUAGAUGUUAUCAUCAAUUAUGCGAUGAUCUAACCAACUUAGCUUGGGAUGCUUUCCUAAUCAACACCAAAUUAAUCGCACAUUCUGUAGCCACAUAUGCUAAUUCCUUUGAAGGAUUCCCUCUAAGAAACGUUAAUGGAACUGUCAAUACAACUGAAACUUCUGUCGCAAGUACUAAUAAUGUCUACAACGAAGUUCCAGUACCACAAUUCAAGUACGCAGCCGACUACCUUGUCUACUAA
Maudiozyma barnettii is the source of this 1665-nucleotide messenger RNA. It is a transcript of the gene APE3, whose product is annotated as aminopeptidase Y. The transcript has a single exon. The coding region runs from base 1 to 1665 and encodes 554 amino acids. NCBI's taxonomy places the organism in Eukaryota, Fungi, Ascomycota, Saccharomycetes, Saccharomycetales, Saccharomycetaceae. Gene Ontology annotation, biological process: proteolysis. The record is from RefSeq and is a predicted model, not a curated record. Gene Ontology annotation, molecular function: metalloexopeptidase activity; aminopeptidase activity.